Molecule: messenger RNA, 2270 nt
Organism: Anneissia japonica
Lineage: Eukaryota; Metazoa; Echinodermata; Crinoidea; Comatulida; Comatulidae
Product: leucine-rich repeat-containing protein 27-like
Exons: 14
Coding region: 128-1546 (472 amino acids)
Molecular function (GO): protein binding
Source: RefSeq, a predicted model, not a curated record
CUAUGACCCCUUGUUGCUGCGAUAUUAGAAGCUUCCUUUGGAGGAGAGGAGAGAUUGAAGAAAUGUUUCGAAAAUAUUUAUAUAAAAUGUAUUUGAUUGGGUGAACGUUCUUAAUAAUAAUAUUAAUAUGACAGAUGAUAAUACCUCUGGUGUUGUCUCACCAGACACAUCUUCCCAUGUAACAUCUUCAUCUUUGGGCGUAGCAAAGUUGGAGGAUUGGGAAGAGGAAGUGUUGAACAUUAUUAUAAGUUCCAAAGCCCUUGGAACAACAACUAUUGAUCUAGCUGGUAAAGGAAUUGCAUAUUUCCCAGAGGAACUCUUGGAACUUGACAAAAUUGAGAACCUUUAUCUUGAGGGAAACAAGCUAACAGAGCUUCCAAGCACCCUAUUUGAACGUCUACCAAAGCUCCGUUGGUUGGAUCUUAGAAACAACAACCUGAAAGAAUUACCUCCAUCUGUUGGGGAACAUAGGCAGCUGAAAACUCUACUGAUUGAAGGGAAUCAAAUAAGUAUGCUGCCUGUAGAAUUAGGUUUUAUACAGACAUUAACUGGAUUAAACUUACGGAAAAAUCCUUUGGAAUUUCCACCGCAAGAAGUAAUAGAUAAGGGAGUAUAUGAGAUCCUUCGUUUUUUAUGCGAGAUCUCAAUCUGCCAGCAACGAAACCAGAAAGGUUCUCUUGGAGAAUUGAACUUCGAAAAUUUGAGGAUCCAAAAUGCUGGAGAGUCUUCUAGCGAUAGUGAGAACCUUGUUGGUUACAGCAAUCAAGAAAGAUGGAGCCACAAAACACGGAAAAGCUUGAGCAGACAAUCAUUCCAGUCGAGUAUGAGCAAUCUAUCUGAUGUAGAAGGGCCUAGCUCGGCCACAAUGUCUCUUCACAAGCCCAUGUCGUAUAAUGAAUAUCGCCAAAAACAGUACCAAAAAUUCAAACGGGCUGGAGCUCUGGGUAUCUCAGGCAGAGAUAAACGGAGAAGGAGAAGAAAAAAGAGAACGCCACCGAAGCCAACAGUUGAUUCAAUGCAGGCAAAGGUGAAUGAGGAGUUAAGAAACAAUCAAUUACGAACACUCAAACUGGAACAAUCAGCUGCUGAGCAAAGGCUGAAGGACACGCAGCUUCUUCAAGAAUGGCGUGAUGAGACACGUGAGUUGCAGCGCAAACAUUACAUCAGAGCAAUCAGGAAGGAUAAACAAGAUGGACUGACCUGGAAAUAUCAUUCAGAUUUUACCGAUCCAGCCUUGAAGACUCCGUACGACACGGACCCAAACUACAUGAAAAUUAUGAGCAAAGAAGAGAGAAUUAAAGUGGAAGUGAAGAAUAGACAUGAAGCCAUGAUGAAUAGGAUGAGACCCGAAACAAAGAAACGCAUGGAGGCAGCUAGGUUGGACCGUGAUCGACACCUCCUGGAAAAGAUCAAAGAACACACCAAAAAGAUCCAUGAAAGAAAACAGCUUCCAAAGGGAAAACCCCACGAGGUAAUGGAAGCAGCUAAGAAAGACUUAGAAAUGCUGCCUAAACCAUCAAUGUUCCGUCGAACAACCAUAUUUUGAAUAGUACAGCUAAGACGUUACACCUUGAGAUCAACAGUAGGCAGAAGGAGCUAGAGUACCGGUUCAAGGCGUUUACAGGUGAUGUCUCCCCAGCUCCAGCAUAUUCAAAGCGCUAUUAGCAUGUUAGGUGUCCUAACAACCACAUCAACUGAAAAUUCUCUUUGGUAGUGAUCAGUUGCCGACUGACUUGGCGAUUGUUAUUGUAUUCAGAAAUAUCUGAUAAGUAAGAACAGUAUGCUGAAAAAAACUAUAUCCACCUGGAUUGUAUAGUCAGGCAUGUAACCAGGAGGUGUGACCGAACCCCCUCUUUGUGAGUGAGCCCUCUCGUAAACCAAACAAACGCUUUUAACAAAAUGAUAAAAUUUCAUUAACAAAAAGAUAAUGAUAUAAUUCUGUAGAUCCAGGGCCUCACUUUUAACCUUUACCCCCACAAGAGCUUUUCCCUUUAACCCCUCCAUGACACUGUAAUACCCUCUGAACCUCUAGCUCUCAUAGGUAACCCCGGGCCCACCCCACCCUUUAAUAAUAAUAAUAAUAAUGUGAUAUUUAUAUAGCGCAUAUUGCAAUAAACUGUCUAUUCAUUUUACAUUAUUAACCCUGGCAGCCACUGUUCCAGUAUUUUUCAAACAGGGGGCUUAUUUAAAUACAUUUUGUUCAUGUUUGUACAUAUUGAAAUCAGAAAAUGAAGUGGCAAAUAUUAGGGGCACUACCCCUGUUCCCACAU